ACAACAUAUGUAAACAUAUUCCUCAAUUAUCAUACUCUCUUAGAAAAUGGAAGUUGUCAGUACUUCAACACUUUCAAACCAAGCUCAACUUUAUGGCCUCAAUCUCAAAACUAGGAUGCAACUCCAAUGCUUGCCUCAAACAUUCGGUAUCAACACCACUAAUAUUACGACGAGUACUAUUUAUUUGCGGAAGACACGAAUCCCCGUCCCCACCGCGAUUUACGUGGAAGCGGAAGCACAGGCUGUGCUGAAACAGCCUGUUGCACAGGCUCACCUCUUAAAAUGUUCGUCCGAGUCUCUUCAGUAUGAAGCAGGGAAAGUUGGCGCAGUGCCGGACCAUCGAGUCACCGAUGGUCCGGUGAGCGCUAUGGAGUACGUAACGAGCAUAUUUUCCGCAAAGGUGUACGAUGUGGCGAUCGAGACGCCGUUAGAGAAGGCGAAUAAGUUGUCACAGAGGCUAGGUGUGCAUUUUUGGCUCAAGCGAGAGACUCUUCAGCCUGUUUUCUCCUUCAAAAUUCGAGGAGCGUAUAAUAUGAUGGCUAAUCUUCCAAAGAAACAGCUGGAGAGAGGUGUUAUAUGCUCGUCAGCUGGAAAUCAUGCUCAAGGAGUUGCACUAUCAGCCAACAGACUAGGAUGCAAUGCUGUUAUAGUCAUGCCUGUUACUACACCCGAAAUUAAGUGGAGAGCAGUUGAGCGAUUGGGUGCAACAGUUGUUCUAGUUGGUGAUUCAUAUGAUGAAGCAGAGGCAUAUGCAAUCAAGACAGGCAAAGAAGAGGGACGCACAUUUGUACCACCUUUCGAUCAUCCUGAUGUGAUUAUUGGCCAAGGAACAGUUGGUAUGGAGAUUGUGCGACAAGUAAAAGGUCCGUUGCAUGCAAUAUUUGUGCCUGUUGGGGGUGGUGGCUUAAUAGCCGGCGUUGCUGCCUUUGUAAAGAGGGUUUUGCCAGAGGUUAAGAUAAUUGGGGUAGAACCACGUGAUGCAAAUGCAAUGGCCUUGUCAUUACAUCAUGGUGAGAGGAUAGUGCUGGACAAAGUGGGAGGCUUUGCAGACGGAGUAGCUGUUAAAGUAGUUGGUGAAGAGACAUUUCGCAUUUGCAGGGAAUUGCUAGACGGUAUAGUACUCGUCAGCCGGGAUGCAAUCUGUGCCUCAAUAAAGGACAUGUUUGAGGAGAACAGGAGCAUUUUAGAACCAGCUGGUGCCCUUGCUCUUGCAGGGGCAGAAGCGUACUGCAAAUAUUAUAACCUCAAGGAUGCAAAUGUAGUAGCCAUAGCCAGUGGGGCUAACAUGAAUUUUGAUAGGUUGGGAUUGGUAACUGAGCUUGCAGACGUUGGUAGGCAACGGGAAGCAGUGCUGGCAACUAUUUUCCCAGAAGAGCUCGGCCGUUUUAAACAAUUUUGUGGUCUUGUAGGACCAAUGAAUAUCACCGAGUUCAGAUAUAGAUAUAAUUCUGCUAAAGAAGAUGCUUUAGUGCUUUACAGAGUUGGAGUUCACACAAAACUGGAACUCGAGUCCAUGUUGGAGAGAAUGGACUCUUCUCAACUGAAAACCAUUACUCUUACAGAUAACGACUUGGUUAAGGAUCAUCUACGACAUCUGAUGGGAGCACGUUCAGGGAUACAGAACGAGCUUCUCUGCCGGUUUGUUUUUCCAGAGAGGCCUGGCGCUUUAAUGAAGUUUCUUGAUGUCUUUAGUCCUUGUUGGAAUAUUACUCUGUUUCAUUACCGCACACAGGGAGAAGCUGGUGCAAAUGUGUUAGUAGGAAUCCAAGUUCCUUCCACGGAAAUGGCUGAGUUUCAUAUUCGAGCCAACAAUCUCGGAUACAGCUACACAGUGGAAAACAGUAACAAUGCAUUCCAGCUUCUAAUGGGUUGAGUGGAAAGAUAGAAGAUCACUAUGGUUAAGUCUCUUUGCCUAGAGAGGCAUCUUUCAUAAUUGACUUAAGAUUCAAUUAGAGCACGUUGGUAAUCAUAGAUAGCUAGACCUUCGCAAGGUCUCUCGGGCCUAUUUAAGUGUAAUGCAUAUGUAGUAACAACUCCCCCCUUCAUAUACAAAUGAAGACUAAAGGGAAGCUCUAUUUAGGUUCUGCAAAUAAUGAUCAGCGAGAUCAGCAUUAUCAGUUUAACUUCAUGGUCUAAGUUUUAAUCCGUAGGAGCUGAAUGCAUGAGCGUACAUAUGUUAGAUCAGGCUGUUGAUGUAUCAUUGUCAUUGGAGAUUGAAGUCUUGAAA
Molecule: messenger RNA, 2227 nt
Organism: Daucus carota subsp. sativus
Lineage: Eukaryota; Viridiplantae; Streptophyta; Magnoliopsida; Apiales; Apiaceae
Product: threonine dehydratase 1 biosynthetic, chloroplastic
Exons: 9
Coding region: 47-1873 (608 amino acids)
Biological process (GO): L-serine catabolic process; L-threonine catabolic process
Molecular function (GO): pyridoxal phosphate binding; threonine deaminase activity; L-serine ammonia-lyase activity
Source: RefSeq, a predicted model, not a curated record